AUGGAAGCGGAACUGGCCAAUAAGGUAGAUGAAAUCAAAUUGGUUGACAAGGAGUCGAAGAACUCCAAAGAGAACGAUGGAGUUAGCAAGCCAAAUGAAACUGUAACUCCAGAAGGCGAACAUGAUGAAGGAAAACGUUUACCAAAGAAGGCAGCCUCGGAUAGCGAGAAUUCUGGUAAAAAUCCAUGGCAAAAGCCGUCUCCAACAAAUGAAGUUGGACAUACUGAAAAGCGUAGCUCAGCCAAUACUACUCCAAUAGCUAGUAAUGGUCCUAGCGUUAAAGAGACUAGUCGGCAACAGAAACCGUCAAAGGCUAAUUUAGUUGAUGUAGAAAAUUGGCCGACUCCAAGUGAAACAGCAGCAACCCAAGGUCCUAAUCAGAUACCAAAUAAUAUUCCUGCUAAUGCUGGAGAUAACGCAACUGCAUCCGUUAAAAUUACAAAAGAUCAACAAGAAGAAAACCCAAUACAAGCAUCACCAACAGCUGAAGAAAGCAGCCAGAAAGUUGGGAAAAAGAAGACCAAAAAGUGGGUCCCUCUGGAGAUUGAUCCUGUACUCCAUCAUCAGAGAACAAAUGAACAUGAUGACAGACAGUUUGGAAGUCAUCCAAGAGGCCAUGGCAGACAUUCAAAUCAUGGUGUAUCUGGUCAUGGUGGUAAUCACCAUCAUAGGAAUAGUAAUAAUCGUAAUAGGGGAACUCGAGCCCGUGGAAAUAAUAAAAAUAGAAAUCGUGGUGGCAAUAAUAGAGUUGAAAAUAAUCAUCAAGGAUAUCCAAGGCAACAUCAGCCUCCUUACAUGUAUCCCACAGUCAAUAAUAUGAUGCCUCAACCGCAAACUAUGGCGGCUACUGCAGCAGCUAUGGGAACAAUUUAUCCUAAUUAUAACAUUUAUCAGCAAACGUUUUAUAAUCAACAAGCUGCUCUUUAUAAUCCAUCUCUAUAUCAACCUGUAAUACAAUCGGAUCAAAUGGCUUUAAAGGAUGCUAUUCGAAAACAAAUUGAAUACUACUUUAGCCAAGAAAAUCUUUUAAAAGAUUUUUACUUGCGCCGUCAAAUGAAUGCAGAUGGUUUCAUCCCUGCAAAAACAAUUGCUGUAUUUUACAGAAUGCAAAAAUUAACGAAAGAUGUCAACGCUAUUGUCAAUGCCGUAAGUGACAGCGAAGUCGUGGAAGUAAUAGGUGAUCAACUACGGUGUCGAAUUGACCCGAAAAAGUGGCCAAUGCAACCGGAAGGUGCGAUACCGGAAGCUAAUCGGCCGUUAUGGGAAAAUACUACUCCUCGUCAAGAACAAGUGCAAGAGGAGAGUCAGUCUAAUGUUACGAGAAAAUCAAAGGGUGAAAGUGGAGCUAAUUUUGAAGGUAGUAGUAUGCCUCAGGUCGCUCAAACGAAUCCGCCAUUACCUGAAGCGGAGAAAAAUCAGAAAGACCCUGACCUUACUGCCGAUAAUGAAUCGGAAAAGGCUGAUACUUUUAAAACUGUGAAAGACACUCAUGAAGAAAAAACGAAAACAACUAGAACGCAAGGAAGCUCAGUGCAUACAGAAAAAUGGCAAGAAGUAAGAAGAAAAAAGUGGCAAAAUACGAAGCCAAGCAAGAAAUAUGGUGAAAAAUUCACAAGUCAAACCUAUCAAGGUAGCAACUAUGAUAGAGAAUUAGAAUUUGACUUGGAAGAGGAGCUACAGUUUGGUGGGAGAAAGAAAACAUUUUCUGAGUGGUCUGACGACUCAGAUGAAGAAUUUGAUGAUGGUGAUGUGCAGAAAAUCAUAAUAAUUACGCAGACGCCAUAUAUAAGUAAGAAGCACCCUAGUGGUGAUCGAACUGGUGUCUUUACUUCUAGAAAUAAAAUGACGGAACAGCAUGCUGAAAUUAUCAAUGAAGGGUUAUAUUAUUACGAACAAGACUUGCAGAUAGGUGCAGGUUACAAGAAUGAAGUUUCAAGCUGCUUCAAAAAAGUAGAUGUAAUUUCAUCUAAAGAAUUUGAAAGUCAAUUACAUAAUAGUGAUUCCUAUCGAAAACCUAACGUCCAGGAAGAUUUUCCUUCGUUUUAUGUUGAUAAAGAUCAGGAUAGCAAAGAUAGCAGCAAAAGUGAAGGUAAAAGUCAAGAGAAGAGACAACGAGCAGCUUCCAAAGGUAAUAAAAAGACCGAUGCUAUAGUCAUCGGUAAAGGUGCAAGUGGAGACAAACAGAGAACGAAUAAGUCAUACGAUAAAGUAGAGGCAAGGUUUUACCCGUUACCGAAUAAAUCGCAAUCGAUGGCGAAGAAGGCAACAAACAAACAGAAAACGAAAUACAGUCGCAAUCCUCCAGUUGAAAGCCAUGUUGGCUGGGUGAUGGGAGCUGAAUCCUAUGGUUCUAAAAGUUCAGAGUAA
Molecule: messenger RNA, 2367 nt
Organism: Trichoplax adhaerens
Lineage: Eukaryota; Metazoa; Placozoa; Uniplacotomia; Trichoplacea; Trichoplacidae
Exons: 18
Coding region: 1-2367 (788 amino acids)
Biological process (GO): positive regulation of translation
Cellular component (GO): cytosol; cytoplasmic stress granule
Molecular function (GO): RNA binding
Source: RefSeq, a predicted model, not a curated record